UUCUGGUCGCACCCUCCUCCGGCCCUCCCAGCCGCCAAGCCCUCUGGAACCUUCGAGAGCUCGAUCGGAUCGGAGCCCCUGCCAUGGCCGACGAGGCGAAGGCGAAGGGUAAUGCGGCGUUCUCAGCCGGCCGCUUCGAGGAGGCGGCGAGGCACUUCACGGACGCCAUCGCGCUCGCCCCGGGCAACCACGUCCUCUACUCCAACCGGUCGGCGGCGCUCGCCUCACUCCACCGCUACUCCGACGCUCUCGCCGACGCGCAGAAGACCGUCGAGCUCAAGCCUGACUGGGCCAAGGGCUACUCCCGCCUCGGCGCGGCGCACCUCGGCCUCGGCGACGCCGCCAGCGCCGUCGCCGCAUACGAGAAGGGCCUUGCGCUCGACCCCAGCAACGAAGGUCUCAAGGCGGGGCUCGAGGACGCCAAGAAGGCCGCCGCCGCCCCGCCGCGUCGCGGGCCGUCCGGCCCCGACGCCAUCGGCCAGAUGUUCCAGGGCCCCGAGCUGUGGAGCAAGAUCGCGUCCGACCCCACCACACGCGCCUACCUUAACGAGCCCGACUUUAUGCAGAUGCUGCGCGAAGUGCAGAGGAACCCCAGCAGCAUCAGCAUGUACCUCUCCGAUCCCCGCAUGAUGCAGGUGCUCAGCCUCAUGCUUAAUGUCAAGAUCCAGAGACCCGAGGCCUCCGAGCCAUCGCAGUCUACCCCACCGCCGCCGCCGCCGCAGCAGCAGCAGACAUCUCCUCUUCAGACGAAAGCCAGAGAGGUGGAGCCGGAGCCCGAGCCAGAGCCGAUGGAUUUCACUGAUGAGGAAAAGGAGCGCAAGGAGAGGAAAGCUGCUGCUCAGAAGGAGAAGGAGUUAGGUAACACAGCUUACAAGAAGAAGGACUUCGAGGCGGCGAUCCAGCAUUACACCAAAGCCUUGGAACAUGACGACGAGGAUAUUUCUUAUUUGACUAACCGGGCAGCAGUUUAUAUUGAAAUGGGAAAGUACGAUGAAUGCAUCAAGGACUGUGAUAAGGCUGUGGAGAGGGGAAGAGAACUUCGUGCUGAUUUCAAGAUGAUCUCAAGGGCACUGACAAGAAAAGGAACAGCUCUAGUCAAGCUUGCUAAGACCUCUAAGGAUUUUGAUAUUGCCAUCGAGACCUACCAGAAGGCUCUAACUGAGCAUCGGAACCCAGACACUCUUAAAAAGUUGAAUGAGGCUGAGAGAGCGAAAAAAGAGUUGGAGCAACAAGAGUACUAUGAUCCAAAAUUAGCAGAUGAGGAGAGAGAGAAAGGCAACGAGUUCUUCAAGGAGCAAAAAUACCCAGAAGCAAUAAAACACUACACGGAGGCUCUCAAGAGAAACCCAAAGGAUCCUAGGGUUUACAGCAAUAGGGCUGCCUGCUACACCAAGUUAGGAGCCAUGCCUGAAGGUCUUAAAGAUGCAGAGAAGUGUCUUGAACUAGACCCCACCUUCACUAAAGGGUACACAAGGAAAGGUGCAAUUCAAUUCUUCAUGAAAGAAUAUGACAAGGCCAUGGAAACCUAUCAGGCUGGCCUGAAGCAUGACCCGAAAAACCAGGAACUGCUUGAUGGUGUUAGGAGGUGCAUUGAACAAAUUAACAAGGCUAACAGAGGUGAAAUAAGUCAGGAUGAAUUGCAAGAAAGACAGAACAAAGCUAUGCAAGACCCAGAGAUCCAGAACAUUCUUACCGACCCUAUCAUGAGACAGGUGCUAAAUGAUUUCCAGGAGAACCCAAGGGCGGCCCAGGAGCACCUGAAGAACCCUGGAGUUAUGCAAAAGAUUCAGAAGCUUGUAAGUGCUGGGAUAGUCCAAAUGAGAUGAUCAGGCACACGAUGCGAUUGUACCUGCUUGUUCGUCCCUUGUGCUUGGCUUUGUUAGUUAACGUGCCCUUUAACAAGCAGCGACGGCAAAAGAAUGAGGGGCUAAUCUUUUUUCCCAAUUGGAUUGUAAGUGCAGUUAACAUUGGAUUAUUCAUGUUUGUGGCAGAGUCUGAGUAUAGGCGCCGUCUUGCUUUAUUGAUGCUGGACUUUGCGUGCUUGUGGGUGGGGGUUGGUUCCCUAGCUAAAGUUUAGUUCAUGUCCCAUUAAAUAUUUGAAUAUAAUAUAUAUUUAAUUAGGUUUCAUAAAA
Messenger RNA from Zea mays, 2132 nucleotides. RefSeq lists its product as uncharacterized. The coding region runs from base 84 to 1826 and encodes 580 amino acids. NCBI's taxonomy places the organism in Eukaryota, Viridiplantae, Streptophyta, Magnoliopsida, Poales, Poaceae. Gene Ontology annotation, molecular function: Hsp90 protein binding. The record is from RefSeq and is marked validated. The transcript is spliced from 7 exons.